UCAGAGGGAAUCAAAAUACUGAAGUCAUUGGCGUGUCGCUCAGUGAUUCUCUCAAACACAAACUACUGAAAAAAAAAAAAAAAACGCCUCAAAGGAACCUUAUCCCAACUCACUUGGACUGGAGACAUGACCAAAGAGACUGAGACUCUGGGAGUGGUCUUUCAGAGCGAGAACUUCAACUACCGUUUCAACACAAACUACAUCAUGGACCCUUGGUCCUACCUGGAGAACACCAUGCCAGAGGAGAACCUGUCCAAACCCAGACUGCACCCGGGGGACGACUUAGCAGCCAUCACCAUGCUUUAUGAACAAUGCAAGAGUCAUAAGGAGCCAAAGAUUAGCGCCUGCAAUCGAAACAGUAGCAUCUGCAAAGCAACAGAGAGGACCAAUGACCUGGUUUCUUCGGAGACGUCCGCUAACGUCAUGAAGAUCCUCUCCGACAGCGUCCCAGCCAGCUACUCAUUAGAGGUGCUGGGACCCAAGCAGAGUCCAUCCCUGCCACCCAGCGCUGACACCUACGCGACCUUGACCAGUGUUGCAGCGGACACCGACAAGCAGGAGCUCAAUAUCAUCUUUGACUCUUUGCUGCAAAAGUGGCCUGAGACCAGUACUUUCCCUGACCCCAGUGCAGAGACUCUGACCUACAACGACCCAUUUCCUGAGGACCACUCCAGUCCCGUCUACUCUGGCUCCUACACCGGAUCUCCACCUGAGAGAUACAGGAAUGAGUUCCAGUUCUCCCUGGGCGCUCCUGCGGCGUCACCUUACAAAUCCAGCGAGUUGCCAAUGGUGUACUUGAACAAGGGGCAGUUCUACCCCAUCACCUUGCAGGGCGUGGACAGCAGUGCCUGCAUCACCGCGACUAAAGUCAAGACGGUGGUGAUGGCUGUUUUUGAGAAUGACAAAACCCCGGAAAUGCAGCUCCGCUUUUGGAACCACUGGCACGCACGUCAGCCAACUGUCAAGCAAAGGGUCAUUGACAUCGCGGACUAUAAGGAAGUGUUCAGCGGCAUUAGCAACAUCGAAGAAGUCGCCUUCAAUGCCCUCUCUUUCGUAUGGAACCCCAACGAAGAAGCCAAGGUGUUCAUCGGCAUCAACUCGCUAAGCACGGACUUCUCAUCGCAGAAGGGUGUGAAGGGCCUGCCCCUCAACCUCCAGAUUGACACGUACGACUUCAGCUCGGGAAGCAAUCAGCUCAUACACAGAGCCGCUUGCCAAGUCAAGAUUUUCUGCGAUAAGGGGGCCGAGCGGAAGAUGCGUGAUGAGGAGAGGAAGAGGACCAAGAGGAGGGGGAAGACAGCCAAUGAUGCCAAUGCUAACAAGUCCUUAGUGAGCAGUUCCAUGGGCAGUGACUGCACCUUCUUCCAGACCAUGGAAGACCACAUCACUCAGCCAGUCCUGUUCAUCCCAGAAGCACAUCUAUCCAGCUUUCAGCGCAUGGCCACACCUAUGGACGACAAUGAAAGAAGUUCUCUGAAGAGGUUGUAUUCCGAUCGAGAGCAGAACGGCUCUCCAUCCAGUAAACAAGCCCGCAGAGAAGAUUCCCAAAGAGUUCUGCUGUACGUGAGGACAAGCACAGAGGAGGUGUUCGACGCUCUCAUGCUGAGCACGCCGACGCUGUCCGGCCUACGAGAAGCGAUUUCAGAAAAGUACGGCAUGCAAGAAGACACCAUUGGGAAAAUUUACAAGAAAUGCAAACGAGGGAUUUACGUCAACAUGGACGACAACAUCAUCGAACACUACACCAACCAGUCGGCCUUCCUCAUUGAAAUGUCAGAGGCGGUCAGCGGCCAUUUCCAGGUCACUCUCAUCGAAGUAUGACUCCACUCCAGGAUCACAGCUGUCUCAAAAGCACUACGCCAUCAGUACCAAUCAUACAAAAAAAACCCAAAAACGCCAGCUGUGGACUGACCAACUUCAACAAGAGACCUGGACUUAACUGACCUUUCAUUUUUUCGUAAAUGUUGUCGUUAUUUUUGUACAUACAUGCUGUAUCACCCUCUUGGUUUUUAAUUGAUAUAAUAUUUGAAGCAUUUAUGAUGUUAACCUUGUACAUACUUGUUUGUAAAUAGAUUUUAAUAUGACAGUGUUUUAUUCGUUCAAUUCAUUUUGCGCUAUGUAUUUCAACUGAACGCAGAGCUCUGUAAGCAUGAUUCACAGGGCGUUUUUUUUUUUAUUUUUUUUUUUCAGCAUAUAGCAUUAGCAGGUUUGCUAUUCUCGCUGCUUUAAAUGUACCCGUUAUUUCCUUUAAAUGAAUUUUCGGGGUGUUUUGUUUUUUAUCAUUGUUUUAAAACGCCUGCUAGUAAUGUUUCUCACUGCCGCCUUCUUCUCGUAGGUUCCUGGUAGUUUCACAACAUCUUUCAUUCAGAAACAAACGUCACACAUUUCCCUCCGUAAAACCACACAGAGUUAGUAUUGGUGAUCAUUUUUAGCCCAGUAAACUGUGGACAUUUCCUGUUUGUUUGUUUGUUUUGUUUGGUGUAAGUACAGUGAGUUUUACUGGAAACAGUACGACUGCCUGUGGAUUUUCAUGGUAUGGAUGUAACGUGUAUGUCUUUUUUUUUUUUUUUUU
This is a messenger RNA of Doryrhamphus excisus (bluestripe pipefish), 2572 nucleotides long. It is a transcript of the gene grhl3, whose product is annotated as grainyhead-like transcription factor 3. The record is from RefSeq and is a predicted model, not a curated record. Gene Ontology annotation, biological process: regulation of transcription by RNA polymerase II. Lineage: Eukaryota; Metazoa; Chordata; Actinopteri; Syngnathiformes; Syngnathidae. Gene Ontology annotation, cellular component: nucleus. Gene Ontology annotation, molecular function: RNA polymerase II cis-regulatory region sequence-specific DNA binding; DNA-binding transcription activator activity, RNA polymerase II-specific.